Molecule: messenger RNA, 837 nt
Organism: Anolis sagrei ordinatus
Lineage: Eukaryota; Metazoa; Chordata; Lepidosauria; Squamata; Anolidae
Source: RefSeq, a predicted model, not a curated record
CACUCCCCAGCCAUGACCAAGGCGCCCUUUGCCUCCGUGGCCUGGCUUUCCCAGAGCAGCCGGGCGCCCAAGGAGUCCCGCGAAGAGCCCCCCGAGGCCCGGCGGGGAGAGCCCUACGUCCAGGGGGUGCCUUCGGAGAGAGAAGGCCCUCCUGUGAGCCGAGGGUCGCCUCCCCAGCAGCAGCAAGUACCCCCUUCGCCGCCCAAGGCUUCACUGGGACCCUUCGCUCCCUCUUCCGCAGCCUUGGCGUGCCCCGAGGGGGAGUGGGUGUCCUCGGGGGGCGGCUCGGACGGGGAAGGGAGCCUCUCGGAAGGAGGCCCACCCGCCGGGAAGAGCCCCCAAAGCAGCAGCAGCAGCAGCAGCAGCAGCAGCAGCCCCCGGCGCCGGCUCCGCACGGCCUUCAGCCUGGAGCAGAUCAGCACCCUGGAGAGCGCCUUCCAGCGCCACCGCUACCUGGGCGCCGCGCAGAGGCGCAAGCUGGCCGCCAAGAUGCAGCUCUCCGAGGUCCAGAUCAAGACCUGGUUCCAAAACCGGCGGAUGAAGCUGAAGCGCCAGAUGCAGGAGAUGCGACCAGAGGUUUAUUCUUCCAUUCCUUUUUACAGUCCUCUCCCCUUUGCUCCCCCGAGUGGGCCUUUGUCCUACAUGUAUUCACCCCACCAGCAGACAGUGAGCAAGAGGGAAGAUCCCAUGCCUUUGGGCCUGCCUUUCCCACCUCUACCGGCUCCCCCCAUUGACCCCAGGAGCCCCUCAGCAGGGCAGCCAGGGGCUCUCUGGCCCAUGCCCUUGCCUUGCCUUGUGGGAUACCAAGACCCUCGGACUGUAUUCAUGACCCUCUGA